AUGGCUUCAAAUCAGCUCUCCAACUGCUGCAUAACUGGCUCGCUCCACGAAGGAGACGCUAAAGGUUCACUUCAAGACAUCCAAAACAUCUCGACCUACAUCGCCUAUCCACCAGAUAAAUCCACCAAAAACGCCAUCCUCAUAAUCACCGAUGUGAUCGGCCACAAACUCAUCAACGCCCAGCUAAUCGCCGACCAAUUCGCCGCCAAAGGAUAUUUUGUCGUCAUGCCUGACAUGUUCAACGGUGACUCGGUACCCCUCAAUCGGCCGGAGGGGUUCAACAUCAUGGAUUGGGUGAGGAAUCACUCGCCUUUACAGACGGAGCCUAUCAUCAACACAGUGCUUGAGGAGAUGCGUGGGAAAUUAGGAUGUCAGCGGAUUGGAGGUGUGGGAUACUGUUUUGGUGGGAAGUAUGUUUGUCGGUAUCUUAGGGCCGGGCUAUUGGAUGUUGGCUAUAUUGCGCAUCCGACUAUGUUAGAGGGAGAUGAGUUGAGGGGUGUUGAGGGACCGUUGAGUAUUACAGCCGCUGUUCGGGAUUUUGUCUUUGUUACGGCUAAGCGUCAUGAGAGUGAGGAGAUCUUGGACAAAUUGGAAGUGGUUCAUCAGGUUUAUUUGUUUUCGGAGGUGGAACAUGGUUUUGCUGUUCGCUGUGAUUUGUCUAAGCCUCGUCAGAGAUUCGCGAAGGAGCAAGCUUUUUGUCAAGCCGUUGCUUGGUUUGACCAUUAUCUCAAGGAGUGA
Messenger RNA from Penicillium odoratum, 738 nucleotides. Its product is annotated as dienelactone hydrolase family protein. Gene Ontology annotation, molecular function: hydrolase activity. The transcript is spliced from 3 exons. The record is from RefSeq and is a predicted model, not a curated record. Bases 1 to 738 code for a protein of 245 amino acids. Lineage: Eukaryota; Fungi; Ascomycota; Eurotiomycetes; Eurotiales; Aspergillaceae.